AUGGACAGCAGCAAGGCUUAUCCGAUGAAGGGUGGAGAUGGUAUCAGUAGCUACACCAAAAACUCUUCUUAUCAGAAGUCACUUUCAGACGUUGCUAUGUCACUCAUCAGCGAUGCUGUUGCUGAGAAGCUUGAUGUGUUAGCAUGUGGAACCCCCUUCCGUAUUGCAGACUUGGGUUGUUCCAUUGGCCCCAACACUUUGAUUGUUGUAGAAAACAUAAUAAAAUCUGUGCAACUCAAAUAUGAUGAGUACUCUUUCCCAACACCAGAGUUCCAAGUCUUCUUCAACGAUCACGCUUCAAACGAUUUCAACACCCUCUUCAAAACCCUUCCUUCCAAUAAACAUUACCAUGCUGCUGGUGUUCCAGGCUCGUUUUACACUCGUUUGUUCCCUCGGGCAUCUCUUCAUGUUAUCCACUCUUCAUUCGCUCUUCAUUGGCUUUCAAAAGUGCCUCAAGGGGUGAUAGAAAAAGACUCGAGAGCUUGGAACAAAGGGAGACUUCAUUAUGGUGGCGCUGAUAAUGAGGUGGUUAUGGCCUAUCGGGAACAACACAUGAAAGAUGUGGAUGGGUUUUUGAAAGCUCGAGCAGAGGAGGUGGCUAGCGGUGGUAUGGUGGUGGUUUUGGUGCCAGGCCGGCCAAAUGGGGUUCCACAUCUAGAGUGUAUUGGUAAUGUGUUGUUUGAGGUGUUGGGUUGUUGCUUGUUGGCUAUGGCGAAAGAGGGAAAGAUUGAGGAAGAGAAAGUAGAUUCUCUAAACAUCCCCAUAUAUUACUCAUCCCCAAACGAGUUAGAGGAAAUAGUUGAUAGAAAUGGUUGUUUUAGGAUAGAGAAAAUGGAAGUGAUGCCUCACAUUGCCGAGCCUGAAACCAAGGAUGCUGCGGGACGUCUUGCAAUGGGUGUAAGGGUUGGUGUUGAGGGAGUCUUGAAGGGGUGUCUCCAAGAGGAAACCAUAGAUGAGCUCUUUGAGUCAUAUCGCAAGAGACUAGAACAAGUACCAUCUUUGUAUUCCUCUGGUGGAGCAGCUAUAAUAUUUUUGGUACUAGCUAAGAAGGAAUCAUAA
Lactuca saligna is the source of this 1059-nucleotide messenger RNA. Lineage: Eukaryota; Viridiplantae; Streptophyta; Magnoliopsida; Asterales; Asteraceae. The record is from the annotation of a GenBank genome assembly.